This is a messenger RNA of Pogonomyrmex barbatus (red harvester ant), 6147 nucleotides long. RefSeq names its product macroglobulin complement-related (gene Mcr). Gene Ontology annotation, molecular function: endopeptidase inhibitor activity; protein binding. Gene Ontology annotation, cellular component: extracellular region. NCBI's taxonomy places the organism in Eukaryota, Metazoa, Arthropoda, Insecta, Hymenoptera, Formicidae. The record is from RefSeq and is a predicted model, not a curated record.
AAGUUAGAUGGUGAAGAUAAAGAGAGACGCCAUAUGUAUCUCUCUUUCUCGUGUGAUAAAAUGAUUUCACGUUUUGAUGAAAACUAGAGAUCUUAGAAGGAAAAGUCCCUAAGUAGAGUCUCUUUGUGACUCUUAUUAGAGAGAGGGAAAUCUAGGGAAAUCAACAGUGCGAGCAACGGCGUUUUUAACUCAAUUCCGUGUCCCCGCGCGUCUCUCGUCCGCGACAAAACAGAAAUUCGAAAGAGGAGCCACUCCUCUCGCCGAAUCACCACGCGAUGCGCACAAGUGACCCGCUCCACGGCUUCCUCUGAAUAUCCUCGUUCGUAGGCGCGCGCGAUACUCGCGGUGAUGCUAGUCGCACGCAAUACUCGCUGACACGAGUGUGUGGAUUCGACUUGACCAGGAAAUCACACUCCCAAGACAAAGAUGUUAGUCUGGAUUUUCUUAUUGUUCCUGGCUUCUGGAAAUGGUCAAUUUACUCAGGAAUCGACAGAAUCCACAUCUAAACUUCCAUGGAAUCGUUAUGAGGAUCAGUGGGAUCAGAAUGCAGGUUUUGGAUUCCGGAAUCCUUCAGGUCAAAACGAAAAUGUUAUAAUUAAGGAAUCCACAUAUUUUGUAGUUGCAUCUCGUAUGGUUAGACCAGAUCAAGUAUAUCGAGUUGCCGUGAACAUUCUUCAUAGCCCAUUGCCUAUGAUGGUACGUUCGUCCAUUCAACGAAAUGGCAUAGAAAUAGCGGCCGAUUAUCAAGAAGUGAAAGAAGGUAUACCUGAAACUUUAAUGAUGCGCAUGCCACCUACUUCUGUGGGUGGUGAUUACAAGUUACGGGUGGAAGGAAUGUACAACAGUCUGAAAGGUGGCCAAGCCUUCUUAAACGAAACCAAAUUAAUAUUCUCACAACGCUCUAUGACUAUUUUUAUACAAUUAGACAAACCUAUGUACAUGCAAGGUGAAACAGUACGGUUCAGAACAAUUCCAAUCGAUACGGAAUUGAAGGCCUAUAACAAUCCCGUGGAUGUAUAUAUGUUAGAUCCAAACAGGAGAAUUAUGAGGAGAUGGUUAAGUAGACAGAGCAAUUUGGGCACAGUAUCGUUAUCAUAUCAGCUAUCAGAUCAACCGGUUUUCGGGGAAUGGAUCGUGCAAGUAAUAGCGCAGAAUCAAGUGGAGGAAAAGACAUUCCUUGUGGAAGAAUACUAUCAAACACGAUUCGAAGUUAACGUCACGAUGCCAGCGUUUUUUUUUGACAACGAUCCCUAUAUUUACGGUAUAGUUCAAGCGAAUUACACUUCGGGCGCACCAGUGAGAGGUAAUUUGACUCUAAAAGCUAGCUUCAAACCACUGGAUAGAACACGUAGUUCCUCAAUGGCGAUCGAUCCGAUUGAGAGGUACUUCAACUUCAACGAGUAUUAUCCGGCAUGGUUUAGACCACUCAAUUUAUACGAGGAGAGAACACCAGUGCUAAGGUUCUUUAACGGAACGUAUCACUUUCAAUAUCCCAUGCAGGAAUUAUUGGGCUUCGCUCCGUCGAUCGACGGAAUGGAAGUUACCGUGGUUGCAACGGUAGGCGAGAGAUUCCUGGACGAAGUGAUCGUCGGUUACUCUACGGCGAGGAUUUUCAAUUCCACCACGAAAAUUCGUUUCCUUGGCGGUAGUCCGCAGGUUUUCAAGCCGGCGAUGCCAUUCACGUUGAAUCUCGUCGCAUCCUUCCACGACAAUUCGCCGCUACGACCCACGCAACUUAGGGAUACUAUGAUGGAGAUCCGCGCGGACAUCGAAAUGCGAAGCGGCGGUCGACGCAACAUCGACACACAAUACCCGAAGGCAUUGCCGGAACGCGCAGACGUGUGGUCUGUGAAGAUGGAUCUUAGGAAACAACUUGGGCUGGAACACGACGCCGAUCGCGCUAAUCAAAUCCUCAACGAUAUCGCCUCUAUGAGGAUUUAUGCGCACAUCACCGAUGGCGAGGGUUACAGGGCGCAAACCGAAUUGCUGAUGCUCGUUCACGAAUCUCCGAAUAUGAAACACAUCAAAAUAUCAACGUCCACCGAGAAGCCCAAAGUCGGCGAAUACAUGGUGUUCCACGUGCAGACCAACUUUUACAUCGAUGCCUUCAACUAUCUCAUCAUGGCGAAAGGUACAAUACUUCUGACUGGUGAGGACAACAUGCAGCAUAAUGUAAAGACUUUUGCGAUCCCUCUGAGUCCCGAGAUGGCUCCGGUUGCGACGGCGGUGGUAUAUUAUGUAGGUCGCUAUGGCGAAGUCAUUGCAGAUUCUCUGACCUUCCCAGUAAACGGCAUUUCGCGCAACAAUUUCACCGUGUUCAUCAACAACAAGAAGGCGAGGACGGGCGAGCGCGUCGAGGUAGCUAUUUACGGUGAGCCCGGUGCCUACGUCGCUCUAUCGGGUAUCGAUCGUUCGUUCUAUACCAUGCAAGCGGGCAACGAACUGUCGUACGCGAACGUGAUCACAAAAAUGGCUCACUUUGAUGAAGAUACCAAUAGCACCCACACGCAUACCUGGCAGUAUCACGAUGGCGAUCCGGAUGAGAUGGUAUACUUCCCGUCCUCCACUUUCGGUAUCGACGUCAAUCGUACGUUUGAUUACAUCGGGCUGGUAGUCUUCACAGAUGCCGUGAUACAUCGGCGAUACGAACUCUGCAACCGAACCCAAGGAUUCGGCGAAUGUCUGUCCGGUCGAUGCUAUAGGCUGGAGAAGAAAUGUGACGGCGUGUUCGAUUGCGAGGAUGGCACGGACGAGGCGCGAUGCGUCGAGCGUAAUGCGACCGACUUGGCACAGUUCCGCAAGUGGCGUUUCAACCGAAUUCAAAGGCACUACGAGAACGUAUGGCUAUGGAAGGAUAUCAACAUCGGUCCGCACGGUCGUCAAAUCUUUAAUCUGGAUGUGCCACGAAGACCGGUACAUUGGAUGGUUACCGCAUUCAGCAUGUCACCCAGCAUCGGAUUUGGCAUGUUACCGAAAGCGUUAGAGUACACCGGAGUUCUGCCGUUUUAUAUAAACGUGGAGAUGCCAACUCACAGCAGACAGGGCGAGCAAAUCGGUAUCCGCGUGUCCGUUUUUAAUUAUAUGCGUUAUAAUAUCGAGGCAACAGUGGUAUUGGCAGGUUCCAGAGACUACAAAUUUGUCCAUGUCGAAGAGAAUGGUAUUGUGCAGUCGUACAAACCGCGGACCUCCUUCGGCGAGCACCAGUUCUUCAUCUGGAUCCCUGCUCAGGACGCCAGUAUCGUUUAUCUACCCAUCGUUCCGGUACGACUCGGCGACAUCAAGGUCCACGUCUAUGCAACCACUCUAAUCGGCAGAGACUCGGUGACUCGCAAUCUGCAUGUCGAGGCAGAUGGAUUGCCGCAGCAUCGACAUCAAUCGAUUUUGCUGGAUCUCAGCAAUCGCGCCUACGUAUUCCAGUACAUGCACGUGAACAUCACCGAAACGCCGAUCAUCUCGUCGUACGAUGAGAACCGUUACUACGUAUUCGGAUCGAAUAAAGCAACCAUUAGCUUGGUCGGCGACGUGGUGGGACCUAUCUUCCCAACGAUGCCGGUGAACGCGACGAGUCUUAUGAAUCUACCGAUGGACUGCGCCGAGCAGAACAUGUUCAGCUUUGCUGCCAACAUGUACACCACUCUGUAUAUGCGCUUGAUCAACCAACGCAAUCGCACGCAAGAAAAGGAGAGCUUCUAUUAUAUGAACAUUGGAUAUCAGCGACAGUUGUCGUUUAUGAAUCCCGACGGAUCUUUCAGCUUCUUCCGUACUGAUUGGAAUCAAUCAAUGCCGAGUGUCUGGCUAACAGCUUUCUGCGCACGUAUCUUCCAAGAGGCCAGUUUCUACGAAUGGGAGAACUACCUGUACAUCGAUCCUGAGGUGAUCGCCCAGGCGGUCUCUUGGAUAUUAAAGCAUCAGACACCAGAAGGCGCUUUCUACGAAGUGACGUGGCUGCCAGAUCGAAAGAUGAACAGCUCCUUGAAUUAUAGAAAUGACAUAAUCGCCAAUCGGAACAUCAGUCUCACUGCUCAUGUGCUCAUCACAUUGGAAAGUGUCAAGGAUCUCACGGGCGGUCUAGGUUCUCAAGUGGCCUUAAGCGCGGCCAAUGCCAUCAGAUGGUUGGAGAGGAAUCUGAAGUUAUUGGAGGAACGCGGCAAGCCUUAUGAGAUAGCGAUAGUAGCCUAUGCGCUGUUGGUGGCGAAAGCCUCGACUGCCGAGCAAGCUUUCAACAUCCUGGCAAGACAUGCGCGGAGAGAGGGCGGUUUGACGUACUGGGGUCGAGAAAAAGUACCACCUCCUCCAUAUAAAAUGGAGAAUCAAAAGCCUUUCUUGCUGCCGCGCUUACCCUACAAAUACGACUCGGAGAACAUAGAGACAACAGCAUAUGCACUACUCGUUCACGUCGCCCGACAGGAAAUCAUGAUAGAGCCGAUAGUGAUGUGGUUAAACGCGCAAAGAUUAACGGACGGAGGAUGGGCCUCCACUCAGGAUACUGUUUGGGCGAUGAAGGCACUGAUGGAAUACACGGUGAGGUCAAGAAUCAGGGACGUCAGUUCGCUCACGGUAACUGUAGAAGCUACCGCUUUGCCGGGGAAAGUCAGAACGUUGACUGUGAACGACAAGAAUUUGGCGAAGCUACAAACUAUCGAAAUUCCAGAAGCAUGGGGAACCGUAAAAGUUCAGGCAAAGGGUGCGGGUUAUGCUAUUCUGCAGAUGCAUGUGCAGUAUAAUGUUGAUAUAAAAAAAUUUCAAACACAACCACCGAUUCGAGCCUUUGAUCUAGUCACCAGAGCGAAUUUCCAUGGCAGAAAUCAGUCUCACAUUUCAUAUCUUAGUUGUCAGAGAUGGACGAAUCUCGCCGAAUCUGCGCGUUCCGGUAUGGCUGUGUUGGAUGUAGGCAUACCAACAGGUUACAUAAUCCAACAGCAAACUUUGGACAGAUAUAUUCGAUCGAAGCAGGUGAGAAAUCUUCAAAGAGCACGUUUCCAAGAGAAGAAAGUACUCUUCUACUUCGACUAUCUGGAUAGUGAAGAGACGUGCGUAAAUUUCACGGUGGAACGUUGGUUUCCGGUUGCAAACAUGUCGCGGUAUCUCUCCAUUCGCGUUUACGAUUACUAUUCGCCAGAACGUUUCAACGAAUCUAUAUUUGAUGCACUGCCUACGUAUACUUUAAAUAUAUGCGAGGUCUGUGGCAGUUCUCAGUGCCCCUACUGCCAAAUUUACAAUGCUGCUACGCUUUUAGCCACGCCAGCAGGUUUUCUGCUUAUCGCAUCGCUCGUCGUCACAAUAACGAGGUACUUCCGAACGCAGCAAUUUGGUGACGGUUAGCAAUAACACAAAGGUAAAAGAAAGAUAUUCAAUCCUUAUCCAUUUUCCAUUGCCAUGAUCUGCCUCUGCUAAUGGAGCACAAAUAUGGAACGGUACGAUAAUCAAGAACAAAGUACAUGUCCACGAAUCUCAUUUCUAAAGAUCUGAAAGGCCGAUUUUAUAUAACUUUACAAAAAAUGAUACACAUGCGCAAUCAUCAUUAUAUGAAACAAGCUGUAAAUGUUAAUUUCUUUUUCCGGUGAAAGUAAUUGCAUUUAACAAUUUUUACAUGCAAUUCUUAUAUUGAAAAUCUUUGUUACACAAUAUAUGUGUAACAUGGAUAUAUUUUAUAAUUACAAAAAAAAAUUAUGAUUUUUCGUAUAUUUAUUUUCGUAUAUUUGUAAACAAUGUUUUAGAUUACAUUAUCAAGAAAUGAGAAUAUUUUAUUACUUGCUCAAAAGCUUGUAAUAAAAUAUUAAUUAGCUGUAUAAUGCGUUCUUUGUACUUCUAAUUUACAUAAAACGCAAAAAACUAAUUCCCAUCCUAAGACUGUACAAAAAUAAUUAUUUUUGAAAGUAAUAACGCAAUAUCGCACAUUUUAUAUGUUUAUAUUUUUGUAUUGUUUAACGAUUAGUGUUAUCUAUAUAUGCUAUCCAUCUUGUUUUUUUUUUCUAAAUUUUAGAAUGUAUAAAUUUUUUUACACGUUUAGGGCAUCGUACUUUUGGAGGCAAAGCAUCUGAAGUACAAAUCAAGUGUAAUAGUUGUAGCCUUUCAUCAGCUGCGCUAUCAAUUACCAAAAUAAUUAUGGCAAAAGUGUUCAUAGUAACUAAACGAGUAUACCGAAAA